Messenger RNA from Dalotia coriaria, 2100 nucleotides. It is a transcript of the gene BBS1, whose product is annotated as Bardet-Biedl syndrome 1. Bases 206 to 2005 code for a protein of 599 amino acids. Gene Ontology annotation, biological process: non-motile cilium assembly; protein localization to cilium. The record is from RefSeq and is a predicted model, not a curated record. The transcript is spliced from 8 exons. Gene Ontology annotation, molecular function: smoothened binding; patched binding. Lineage: Eukaryota; Metazoa; Arthropoda; Insecta; Coleoptera; Staphylinidae. Gene Ontology annotation, cellular component: axoneme; centrosome; BBSome.
AGUGGUAACACGCAUGAGAAUGCGGCUGAAGUCAGUUAGAUCGCUUUGCGGCCAGUGUGCAAGAAUUUAAAUCUCAACAGGUUGUAUUUGUACGCAUGCGCAAUAAAAAACACAAAAUCAAUACUGGCAUUAUAUUACAUCACCAUGACAACCAUUGAAAACAAAACACAAACAAACACAUUUUAGUUCAUUUUCAGCGCUGAAAAUGAGUAGAAGUGAAUUAAGUGUUGCAAGAUGGCUGGAUGCUCAUUCCGAUCACUCUGCAGGACUUGCAACUCUUCCACAAGGCGCAAUCCUGGCUGAUAUCGCUGGUGAUGGUGAACAUCGCCUUGCAUUACUCGAUAUUAAACUGGGGAAAGAUUCAAGGUCACGUUUGAAGGUUUAUAAAGGUACUCUUUUGACAGCGGACCAAACUCUACCGGAUGUACCCAGUGGAAUCAUCAGUUUCUAUACAGAUCCUAGUGAUAAUAAAUAUCCAGCUGUGGGUAUUGCUUGUGGUUUGGAUUUGUUAAUCUACAAAAACAACAAACCGUUUUUCAAGUUUGUGGUGCCAAGUUUACCGAUUUCGCCAUUGGAGGUAGACAUUUGGUCAAAACUACCUGAUCAUGUCAACCAGACUGUUGGUAAAUUAGUAGACAACUUGAAAGCUGUGCCUUAUAAUACACUAACGCCAAGGUCACAGUUAUUGGUGAAUUUACCUCCGGAACAAUAUCCGGAGUUUAUACAGAAUUUUAAGAAUUUGCCAUUGAAGAGACAGUCGCCUAUUACUUGUGUCGCUGUUUUACAACGGUCUAGUCAUGAAUUAACUACGCCUGGGUGUCCGAUUGUUGCUACUGAAGCAGGACAUGUUUAUUUUUUGGAUCCUGUAAAUUUUCAAAUUUUACAUCAGGCGAGUGUUUGUAGUACAAAAGCAUCUCCAUGUAUAAUGCGUACAGUUGGUUUUUUUGACGUGGAAUUUCGUUUGAUUAUUGCAACUAGGGAAGGUCACGUGACUCUGUUAAGACGGGGAUAUUUAGAGGGGAAGGUCCUGAUGCAUACAGUCAAAGAUAUUAUUGAUAUGCAGAUUGUCCCAGGGGAUAAUUUUAUUCUACUUGCUACUUCUGAUCAAGUUUUGACGUGCUACACUAAACGGGGUAAUAAAUUGUGGUCUUUGGAGAUGAAGAAACCAAUAACUUGUUUGUGUUUAAUUCCGUUGAAACAUCUAAGCACUUCGUUGGUGGCAGUGGGUAUGAAAGAUGGCGCUGUGCAAAUAUACAAAGGACGCCAUUUGGUUGAUCACUUCAGUGCGGCUGACACGCCAUCUGUGAUUAUUUUUGGGCGUAUGGGGCAAGAGGAACAUGUUUUAGUCAUUAUAACAAUCAGUGGAAUAUUGAAUUUGAAAAUUCUCAAACGCACGGCAGAUUUUAACCUGAACAAACAAGAUGCUAGUUUGCCAUUGAUGCAGAAUAAACCACUGCCGUUACCCAAAAGAUCUAAAUUGUUUUUGGAACAGAGUGCUAGGGAAAGACAAAAUGCAGUUGAAAUGCAUCGCAAUUUCCAGCAAGAUUUAAUUCGUCUGAGAUUGAAUGCUGCGAGGGCAAUGGCCCAUUCCCUCUCGGAUUCUACAGGAAUGGGUAAUGAGAAAGAAAUGGUCAAGGUUUCAGCGCAGGUUUUAGGUCUCGGACCAAAUUUUACGCUGGUUUUGAACUUGGAGAAUAUGAACUCUAAUAAACCUCUGCUGGAUUUAUCGAUUGUGUUUCAUGUCAGGCCUGAUUUAUAUAAAUUGUCGGAUUAUUUGAUUCCAUUGCCAUUAAUUCCUCCUGGAUUAACAUUUCGAGUGGAAACAAAAGUGGAAGAAUUGCAACCUGAAAUGGACGCCAAUGAUAAUACGAAUGUGCAAUUGGAGAAGGACGGUCAAAGUUUACAGCAUGUCAAAGUAUUUUGUGUCCGUAAGGAUCAAAUUGCGCCUAUUAUUGCUGCGACUAUUAAUAUGCCACCUACAGAUAUUACUAUACCUGUUUUGUAAUUAUCUAGAUAUCUCAUGUAUCUAUAACUGCAAAUUACAAGAGGACGCAAUAAUGCAUUAUUUAUAGGGCAAUAAUAAUAAAUAUAUAACUAUAA